CUUAACACCGCACCCCGUUUUCCACCAACGCCUCGUUUCUGGUUAAGAAAGCACAAAAUUGAAGAUAGAUUACGUUGGGUAGUGUCUCAUCUGCGGUUGAAGCCUCGCAGGUAUUAGCGCCAAAACGAAGCGGACGCCGACAAUCAAAAAGAGCCUGGCGAGGGACGCAUAUACACAACGAAUUAUGUCACAGACAUGUCGGAAUAACAUAUCAGCCCCCACAUCAGUCGUGCGAUACGAGAUUUGGCAGUGUCCCAAGCUGUCAAAAACUUUUGACGUUUACCCAGAGUGAUUGACACACACCCGACCGGAGAUCGUAGAAAAACGAGAGUAAAAGAACAUGCCGCUCGCUGUUCCACGCCAAAUGUUUGUUGUGAUUAUCAAGUGACAAGACCCUCAGUUUGGCAGAACCAACUAAGCCCAGUUUGGGUGGCCAAAUCGAACACCAGAUCGUUCCUGAAUAGGGUCUUUGAGUCAAGAAAUUGCACUUUGAAAAACUGGUGUCCUGGAAAAGAUAAGUUUUCCUGAACGUAAAGGCACGAAAAUGGCGCGAAAUGGGGUGGCGUUCACUGCUCAUUUUCCCGCCAGUCAGGCAUCUCUGCAAAGCACUGCGCCGCACAGUUCCAAGAAUUUUGCAUUUACUUACGACGACUUAUACAACUGUUUGUAUCGCCACAAUGAGCUACAACUAAUCGACAUCGAAGCAUUCAAAGCACAAAGAAAAUCAAGUCAAACAGACGCGGAAAAACAAAAGGAAACGACUAACUGUGAUGCAUGUCGUUCAAAGCAAGACGCAUGUCCAGUGCACAAAGUUCCAAAUUCUGGAAGGAAACUUCUUAUUCCAGGACAGAAACAACCGGUCAAAUUUAGUUACGCCAUAGCGUCCUUUCCAGAGGAAGUGCAGCUCUGUGUGUCAAGUAUUCCUGGGGCGGGUUGUGGAGUCUGCGCAAAGCAACAUAUUCCUGUGGGCACGUGGAUUGGACCAUAUGAGGGAAAACUUGUUAAAUAUGAUGACGUUAAACCCAAUACAGACACCUCUUACAUGUGGGAGAUUUACCAAGAUGGCAAGCUCUCCCAUUACUUGGAUGCCAGCGACGAAAACACCUCGAGUUGGAUGCGAUUCAUCCGAUGCGCACGAUAUAGGGAAGAGCAGAACCUCUUCUCGUUUCAGUACUGCGGAAACAUCUACUACCGGGCUUUCAGAGAGAUAUCCGUAGGGACGGAACUUCUCGUAUGGUACGAUGAAAAAUAUCCUCAGGAUAUGGGAAUACCACUGGAAGUUCAAGAUAUGGCACUUGUGGACCCCAACGGUACCAGACUCCUUCAAGAGGUCUUAGCAGCACAAGGUCAAACGCAACCUUCAGAUCGACCGAUCAACACCAGGCAAUUUUCUAUGCCUGCAGUUUCAAGUCAGCCAACGGUUGUUUCAAUUACUCCUACGAAGACAUCUUCCCGAAAAUCACCCCUCCCUGUUCCUCGUGACAACAUGAAAGAGAGACCCUCGCCUACGUCUCCAAAUGACACUCGUAUUUCGUGGCACCACAAAGUUCCAAAUCCUACUAUUUCUCACAGCGCCAUUCCCAUAGGGAACAAUUUCGUCCAGGCUGAGCGAACUCGAAAAGUGGAGCCGGUCGCCUUAAAAGAGGAAAGGGUUGUUAUUGAGGAUUGUGAUGACGACAGAAGGUUCAAUUUAGCUGAAGGAUCAGAGAUGAGCCUUAUGAAAUGCGGUCAAUGUAGUCAGUCAUUCGCGCAGAAGAACAUGCUCCAGGUUCAUGUAUGCCCGCGUAUGCCAAGGAGACCUUACACAUGUAGCUACUGCUCUGAAUCUUUCUCCUUACCUAACGAACUGCGCACGCAUGUUGUCACUCACGCUAAUGAUAAGCCAUUCAAGUGCGGCUAUUGCUCGCGCACAUUUGCUGGAGCGACAACGCUAAACAACCAUAUCAGGACACACACGGGAGAGCGACCAUUUCUUUGUGAUAAAUGUGGCAAAUCUUUCACACAGGCAUCCCAGCUAAGCAAACAUCAACGAAUUCCUCACGAAUGCAAGUACUAGGUCUGUAAUUUAGUAUCACUGUUGUUUAGGAAUUUCAUCGCCUACAGGACACGUAUUUUCAUUUAGCCUUUUUGACGACAGGAUUUUUAAUCUUCACACGAUGAAAACUCUAUAUCAACAUUUCUUGAAAUCUUUAAAAUCAGAUAAUUUGAUCCUUAUUUACAGCGUAAGUCUUGAGGUGAAUUACUGUGAUGGCUCGCUUAAAAUUUUGGCGCGUUUUGUAGCAAUGUUUAUCUUCAACAGGUGCUGGCAAGCGCAACUGUACAAAACUUCAAUUGUCCGAGAAUGAGACAUAAUUUAAGCCGACGCGACUUCUUCACUAACUGAUAGUUGAGUGUUAUGAUUCUGUAUUCGAAAUUUGCUGGUUAUGUUUUUUAUUUGAAAAAAUCACCACAAUGGUCACUUCAUAUUUUAUUUGACCCGCAAGAUAUUUACUAUCAAAUUUCUUUUUUCAUAUCUGACAUAUGGUUUUCUUUACACCACGAAGAAUUUUUUAUUGCUAAGACGAUGAACCGCGCAUCAAGCGAGGAGUAUAAAGAAAUGUAAAAACAAUAUGUACAUUGAAAUGUGUAAAUAAAUAGAUAAAUAAAUAAAACAAAAG
Molecule: messenger RNA, 2657 nt
Organism: Pocillopora damicornis (cauliflower coral)
Lineage: Eukaryota; Metazoa; Cnidaria; Anthozoa; Scleractinia; Pocilloporidae
Product: putative histone-lysine N-methyltransferase PRDM6
Biological process (GO): regulation of gene expression
Cellular component (GO): nucleus
Molecular function (GO): protein binding
Source: RefSeq, a predicted model, not a curated record